AUGACCGAUCAGGGCUCUGACCCGGCCUUGUUCGCUGGCCUCGACGACUCCAGCGUUCAGGCCGCCGUUAAUGUCAAUCUCACCGACGACUACGGCACUCGCAGCAGCAGCGUCAAUCCCACCCUCGACUCUGCCUCUGCCUCAGGACGCCGUGCUCAGAGGACGUCCGCCUCUGUCCCAAAGAACGAGUCGCUGUCUCCUACCAAUGACGGCCUCCUAGACACUUCCCAGAACUUUUUCUCACCUGACUCCAAUUGGGGGCUCCCUCAGUCGACACCCCCAUAUGACUCUCAGGAGACUGUGAACCCCUUUGAGUCUCUUAACUUCUUCCCUACCUGGAACGUGCCCAACGCGUCUUUCCCCGAGCAGGCUCUCAACUUCCGACCCUACGUCCAGCAACAACAGCAGCAGCAGCAGCAACAGCAACAGCGGGUUCAGUCGGCCCAUCCAUCUCAAAGCCCGGUGGACCUCAACCAGGCCUCCCUCUAUGCUGGGUUGUCGAGCAACUCAUCUGCAAUUUCUCCGUCGAGCGAGAACCUAAUUCGUCCGAUCGCAACUCCCGGCCUCAUGAACUCUUUGACUCCUGCUCAACAGGAGAAGCUGAAGAGCAUUGCCAUGCCGGCCCAUCUCCAGUAUCACUCGCCGAAGAGCGAGCCGAGCCCACAGUCAAGCGAGGGUAAGCAUGGCGGGCCUGUGUCGCCCGACGGCGCGGACAUGUCCAAAGCCAGCAGCCGAAAGCGCAAGUCCUCCGCCGAUGACGAGGAUGAUGACGACGACGACGAUGAAGAUCAGCCCGUGAAGAAGACCGCCCAUAACAUGAUCGAGAAAAGGUAUCGGACAAAUCUUAACGACAAGAUCGCCGCCUUGCGUGACAGCGUUCCAAGUCUACGUAUUAUGUCCAAGAGUGCAAGAGGAGAAGACACCACGGAGGAUAGAGAAGAAUUACACGGCUUGACUCCUGCGCACAAAUUGAACAAAGCUACUGUCCUGAGCAAAGCGACGGAAUAUAUCAGACAUUUGGAAAAGCGAAAUAACCGUCUUUUGGACGAGAACAGCACCAUGCAGCAGAGAAUCUCCGCAUUCGAAAAGCUUUUCAUGGCUGGUGCGAUGAAUGGCGCGAUGAGCCCCAUGCAGCAACCGCCGACGCCGAUGCAAUAUCCCCAAGACGCGUCCCAAUUCAUGGGAACUCCGAUUGGCACUCCAAGAGGUCCGGAUCCGCAGGGAAUGAUCCAGGUUCCGGAUGAUAUGAAACGCAUCAUUAGUGCACAGAUGGCAGCUGGACGACCAUAUCCAGUCCCCCCUCAACAGUUCCAGCAAAACCCAGCCUUGCUUAGACAACAACAAAUACAGCAGCAGCAACAGAUGCAAGCAAAUCGCUGGCAGAACGCUGGGCCCUACUUCGGCAAGCUGAUGGUGGGGUCUCUAGCUGGUCUCAUGAUUAUCGAGGCUGUGCGGGAAAACGAAGUGAGCAACGAAUCACCCGAGGGACGUGGAUUGUUCGCCCUGCCCCUGCAUUUACUGGGCUCUCUGGCUUCUGCAAGCCAUUUCAGUGUCGCUGGCUAUCAAUUCUCGAUGGUCCAGACCAUUGCCACACUAAAGAUGCUCCUUCUCUUUGGAGCCUUGUUGUGGGCCUUUGUACCCUCAAUCUUCACACCCAGGCCACCAAAGUCUCAGAAACCUCAACAAAUUAAUGCCUCGCUUCAGGAAGUGCCAUCCUUGGCCUCUCCCAUCCAUGUCAGGAGACAAGCCUGGCUCACCGCAAUUCAGACUGUCUGGGUUCCGCAUCACAACUUCUUCCUGGAGGCCGCUGCACUGAUCCUCAAGACGAUGAAGCUCAGUCUAAGAAACACGAUAGGCAUGCACGGUUACCAAGCUCUCACUGGCCUAACUGAAGAGCAGGAAACUGCUAGAGUGAAGGCAUGGACAAUUGCUCUGGACGCGCAGCUGGCUGGUGGUGAUGUUGAGAUAAACAAGAGCAGACUUACUUUGACAUUGCUGGCAUCAGGAACAUUGCCCGACACACCGCAGCGACUGAUGCUCAAAGCUCUUCACAUCCGAGUUCUACUAUGGCAAUUAGGCAAGCAUGGUGUGCAUAACAUGCUUGCCGCCAAGCUUGCGAGGAAGAAGUGGAGCGAUGCUAGAUAUCUCAAUCGGAUGCUGAAUCAGCUGCGCCAAGGAGAGAAGUCAGCUGACGACGAGCUCCCAGAUCAUCUCGCUAUGCUUCUCGAGCAAGAUUGCGAUGAUGUUCUCAACGGUGACAUCGUUCAGCGAGCUAACAACCUAGCCUGGAACCGACCAACAACUCACGAAGUCGUCGUGGAUGUGGAUGGGAUGAAUGCUGUUGUGGAGGACCCCGCCGUGAGGUCACCAAUGGAUGCUGUCGCUGCAUGGUGGUCUAGCCUCACCCUUCAACGUGUACUAUCGACCUGCCUGGUAGAAAAGGAGAAGACCGAUGAGCUGGCAGCUCUUAUUGACGAGGAGCUUAAUCUCGCCAUCAAGGUCGCUCCAAUUGGCUCAAGCGCUCAGGUGCGCGCACUGGUUGCCAAGGCAGUGUUGGUCGACGGCAAGCGUGGUGCCAAUAUUGCUCUAGCUCUCCAGGCCCUAGAACCAAGCGCGAACCCCGACAAACACCCGCUUUACAGCAGAGGCGUCCCGCCGCUGAUCGAUUCUCCUAUUUCAUCCAUCCUCCCCGAUGCCGAUGUGCAGAUGGCCCUGCGCUGCGCAAUGGCCAUUGCCCAUCUCCAACGCUUCGAGGUACCCCCACCGAGUGCUCUGUCUAUUAUCAAGGGAAUCUUACCAGGUGCACCUGAUGGUAUGACCCUGCUAGGUUGCACCGCUGCUGUCCAUCUCAUGGAUCGUCUCCAUGGCCACCCAGUUGCCGCCGAGUCAUGCGCAAAGUCACUUGAGAGGCUGGCAGGCACGCUAAGGAUAUGGGUCGGUAGCCCCGAGGGAGAUAGACCUGGUUUGGACCAAGAGAUCCGCCGUAAGGUAGUUGAGCGAUGUUUGAGCAUCACCAAGAGCGUGGUUGGCAUGGAAGAGGACCUAGGGUAUGGUACCAUGAGCGAAUGCGACAGCGAAGAGGGUAGCUGCUGA
This is a messenger RNA of Phaeoacremonium minimum UCRPA7, 3093 nucleotides long. RefSeq names its product putative sterol regulatory element binding protein sre1 protein. The record is from RefSeq and is a predicted model, not a curated record. Gene Ontology annotation, biological process: SREBP signaling pathway; positive regulation of transcription by RNA polymerase II. Bases 1 to 3093 code for a protein of 1030 amino acids. NCBI's taxonomy places the organism in Eukaryota, Fungi, Ascomycota, Sordariomycetes, Togniniales, Togniniaceae. Gene Ontology annotation, molecular function: protein dimerization activity. The transcript has 2 exons.